Molecule: messenger RNA, 2469 nt
Organism: Callorhinus ursinus (northern fur seal)
Lineage: Eukaryota; Metazoa; Chordata; Mammalia; Carnivora; Otariidae
Gene: SSC4D
Product: scavenger receptor cysteine rich family member with 4 domains
Cellular component (GO): membrane
Source: RefSeq, a predicted model, not a curated record
AUGGGACCCCCUGAAAGGCCAUCCCCCAGCUGGAUGCACAAGGAAGCAGAGAUGCGAACUGAUCCCCAGACGGCAGAGAAGAGCAGGGGGUGGAGGCCCAGAGACAGGAGCAAGGCCCCUUCAUCCCUCCCCCCAGGCCUGCCCUUCCUCCUCCUCUUGCCGCUGGCCAGUGCCCUACAGCCCACCCCACUGCCCUUUCCAGAGCUGAGGCUGGUGGGGGGCCCGAGCCGCUGCCGGGGGCGCCUGGAGGUCUUGCACGGUGGCUCCUGGGGCAGCGUCUGUGACGAUGACUGGGAUGUGGUGGAUGCCAACGUGGUGUGUCGACAGCUGGGCUGCGGCCUGGCGCUGCCCGUGCCGCGGCCCCUUGCCUUUGGCCAAGGCCGAGGCCCCAUCCUGCUGGACAACGUGGAGUGCGGCGGGCAGGAAGCCGCCCUGAGCCAGUGCAGCAGCCGAGGCUGGGGCGUUCACAAUUGCUUCCACUACGAAGAUGUGGCCGUCCUGUGUGAUGAAUUCUUGCCCACGCAGCCCCCAGCAAGGAAAGUGUUCACCAGUAGGGUGCCCCCUACAACUCGCCAGAAUGGGAAAGGUGAGGGCAGCGUGCGCCUGGUGGGGGGCACGGGCCCGUGUCAGGGCAGAGUGGAGAUCCUGCACGGCGGCCUGUGGGGCACCGUGUGUGACGACGACUGGGGGCUGCCGGAUGCUGCCGUGGUCUGCCGCCAGCUGGGCUGUGGGGCCGCCCUGGCCGCCACCACCAACGCCUUCUUUGGCUAUGGCACGGGGCACAUCCUGCUGGACAACGUGCACUGCGAAGGCGGCGAACCCCGCCUAGCAGCCUGCCUAAGCCUGGGCUGGGGCGUGCAUAACUGCGGCCACCACGAGGACGCUGGCGCACUCUGCGCAGUGCUGGGCCCCCCGACUCUCACAGCACUACCACCCUUGGCCACAAGAGAGGACUGGGCCUGGCACACGGAGCCAGGGGCUACGGGAGUUGGUGCCCUGCCUUCCAGGGAGACGGCACUGUUCACCACAGCUACCUGGGCCGCAGGGAAGAAAAGCGGGCGGCUGCGGCUGGUGGGCGGCCCGAGCCCAUGCCGCGGCCGCGUGGAGGUGAUGUACGCCGGGGGCUGGGGCACCGUGUGCGACGAUGACUGGGACUUCGCGGAUGCGCGCGUGGCCUGCCGCGAGGCGGGCUGCGGGCCUGCGUUGGGCGCCACCGGCCUCGGCCACUUCGGCUACGGGCGCGGCCCCGUGCUGCUGGACAACGUGGGCUGCGCCGGAACGGAAGCCCGCCUGAGCGACUGCUUCCACUUGGGCUGGGGUCAGCACAACUGCGGCCACCAUGAAGACGCUGGCGCGCUCUGCUCAGGCCCAGAGGAGCUAGGACUGCAAGUUCAGCAGGAUGGUUCUGAGACCACCCGGGUGCCCACUCCUCGGCCAAGGGACGGGCACCUGCGUCUGGCCAACGGAGCUCACCAGUGUGAGGGGCGUGUAGAACUCUUCCUAGGGCAACGGUGGGGCACCGUUUGCGAUGACGCCUGGGACCUGCGAGCAGCCACUGUCCUGUGCCACCAGCUGGGCUGUGGCCAGGCCCUGGCAGCCCCCGGCGAGGCCCACUUUGGCCCAGGCCGAGGCCCUAUCCUCCUGGACAAUGUCAAGUGCCGUGGGGAUGAGAGUGCUCUUCUGCUCUGUUCUCACAUACGCUGGGAUGCCCACAACUGUGACCACAGCGAGGAUGCUAGUGUCCUGUGCCGGCCAUUGUGACCCAGCCUGUUCUGCAGACCAUCUCUUCUGGGAGCCUGCUGUGGCUUGUCCCUCUUCCUCCAGGAAGCCCUCCUCCUAUGACAACUUCAGUUCACCCUACCCUUUCCUCCUCUUGCCUGGGAGAGAGCCCACUCUGACAAUGUGGUCCUGCCUUGGGAGCCUAGAGUCUGACUCUACCCAUCAACUUCUUGUGUGACCUCAACUGUUAUCAACUACCAUGGGCCCUGUUCAAUGAGAGCUCCCACUUUCUGCUCAGCCAAAACAUAAAAUGGGGGGAAGGGAAUGACUUAACUCUCUUCUUUGGUGGGGCUCCUCUUAUAGCAACUUGACCCUGCCUUCCUGGACCCUGGUCCAGGAGGCUCAGGGGCUCUCUAUAAAUGGGGUAUCUCCCUUUCCCCCACCCAUAUUGGGAUCCCCAAGAAGAGGGAAGGCAAGAGAGGCCCACAGCUCUUACCUUCACCUGCCUGGGGCUGCAAAAGAACCUGGGUCAUUACCCUGGCCUUCUCCAUGAGGGCCCAGACUCAGAUGGUGCUUGGCUGGACAAGGGGACUGGAGGGGCCAAAGCAGGGACAGUGGCGCCUUCCUGCAGCUGGAACCAGCAUCUCUGAUUUAUGCUGCCCCCACCACAGAGCCUCCACUCUGCAGCAGUGAAGGACCCUGGGGGCCUGUAGCCACCUGUUCAUAGGUGCCAAGUCAAUAAAGCAUUGU